This is a messenger RNA of Musa acuminata AAA Group (dessert banana), 1246 nucleotides long. RefSeq names its product gibberellin 2-beta-dioxygenase 8-like. The record is from RefSeq and is a predicted model, not a curated record. The coding region runs from base 61 to 1146 and encodes 361 amino acids. Gene Ontology annotation, biological process: gibberellin catabolic process. Gene Ontology annotation, molecular function: gibberellin 2-beta-dioxygenase activity. The transcript has 4 exons. NCBI's taxonomy places the organism in Eukaryota, Viridiplantae, Streptophyta, Magnoliopsida, Zingiberales, Musaceae.
UCGAGAUGGAUAGCAGUAGUGAGAUGUAAGGUUAUCGAAGGAAGCCAUUAUAAAUUUUCCAUGCAGGGUACUGCUAGAUACUUGGCCUCAAAGGUAUCCAUCGCCGCAUGCAGCAUGAUGCAAGUAGGAAAGUGCGCAAGAAGGAAAACCAUGAUGUGCGACCCUCCUUUCGAUAGGUACAGAGAUCUGUUCACUGGCUCUAUCCUGCAACGUUCACAACAUGAAGGACGCCAAGUUGUGGAAGAGCAUGAGCUCCCAAUGAUAGACUUGCGCAGCCUAAGGAGUGAGAACGAAGAAGAGCGGGUGUCUUGCGUCUCAGAAAUCGUGAGGGCCUCAUCGGACUGGGGCUUCUUCCAGGUCCUUAACCAUGGGGUUAGCAAUGAGCUAUUGGGUGAGAUGAGUAGGGAGCAGAAGCGGAUGUUCGAGUUGCCCUUCGAGAUGAAGGCCAGCGCCAAGCUCCUGAAUGGCUCAUACCGCUGGGGAACUCCGACCGCAAAAUCUCUUGAUCAGUUCUCGUGGUCAGAAGCCUUUCAUGUUCCUCUCGCUAAGAUCUCUGACCCAGAUUGCUGCAGCUCGGAGUUCGGUUCUCUGAGUGAUGCGAUGGAGAGGCUUGCAGGCACAAUGUCAGAGCUGGCUCGCAUGCUUGCAGGAGUUCUGGCCGAGAAUCUGGGGUCCCCUGGGGAUCAAUUCACCAAGAGCUGCAGCAAGAGCACAUGCUUCCUUCGGCUGAAUCGUUAUCCGCCAUGCCCAUUCUCACCAGAGACUUUUGGUCUGAUGCCUCACACCGAUAGCGACUUCCUCACCAUCCUUCAUCAGGAUCAAGUAGGUGGUUUGCAACUGAGGAAGGAUUCCAAGUGGAUCGCUGUCAAGCCUAACCCAGAUGCACUUAUAGUCAACAUUGGAGAUCUCUUUCAGGCAUGGAGCAAUGAUGUCUACAAGAGUGUGCAGCACAAGGUGAUGACCAAUACGAAGGUGGAGAGGUAUUCGGUAGCUUAUUUCCUUUGCCCAUCAAACGAGUCCACCAUAGGGAGUUGCAGGGAGCCUUCCAUCUACAAGAAGUUCACUUUCGGGGAGUUCAGGAGGCAGGUGGAAGAGGACGUGAAAAGAAGUGGAUAUAAGGUGGGGCUUCCAAGAUUUCUCCUCUAGCUAGCUUGUUUCUGUAACAAAAAAUAUAUAUAUGAUAUCACUAGCCUGCAACAUUUAAUAUGGAAAUACAAGAAAAAGAGGAUAUGUCCUGUUUUUAUCA